This is a messenger RNA of Acanthisitta chloris (rifleman), 2396 nucleotides long. RefSeq names its product glycosyltransferase-like protein LARGE2. Lineage: Eukaryota; Metazoa; Chordata; Aves; Passeriformes; Acanthisittidae. The record is from RefSeq and is a predicted model, not a curated record. Gene Ontology annotation, biological process: protein O-linked glycosylation via mannose. Gene Ontology annotation, molecular function: glucuronosyltransferase activity; xylosyltransferase activity.
UGCUGGCACACCAUGUUGCGCUCCUGGCGCAUGAAGCUGAAGCUGCUGCUCGCCACGGUGACCCUGGCCAUCCUCCUCUCCUGGCUCUACCUCUUUGUGGGCGGCGUCGAAUAUGGUCGCUUCCUCCUGCUGCCACCCUGCCUGGGCGAGCAUUGGGACACGGAGCGGGAGGCGCUGGCCUCGCGGGUGCGCAGGGUGGAGGAGGAGAAUCAGCAGCUCCGCCUGCAGCUCAGCCAGGCUCAGGCAGAGAGCAGCAAUGGUAACCCGCAGUGGGGAGCCUCUGCCGAGGAUGGAGACCUCCCCAGGAGCAAAAGGAGCAACCGUACGGCCUGCCCCAAGCAGUGGACUGUGCAGAAGUGUGAGCUCCUGCACGUUGCGAUAGUGUGUGCCGGGCACAAUGCGAGCCGGGACGUGGUCACCCUGGUGAAAUCCAUCCUCUUCCACAGGAAAAACCCCCUCCAUUUUCACUUCAUCACGGACUCAGUGGCCCAUCAGAUCCUCCAGAUGCUUUUCCAGUCCUGGAUGGUGCCUUCCGUCCACGUCAGCUUCUACAACGCUGAUGACUUGAAGCCGGAGGUGUCAUGGAUACCCAACAAACACUACUCUGGCAUCUAUGGACUGAUGAAGCUGACGCUUACCAAGGCACUGCCGUCCAACCUCUCCAAGGUCAUAGUCUUGGACACUGACAUCACCUUUGCCACUGACAUUGCUGAGCUUUGGGCUGUCUUCGGGAAGUUUUCUGACAAGCAGGUGAUUGGGCUGGUGGAGAACCAAAGUGACUGGUAUUUGGGCAACCUAUGGAAAAACCACAAACCAUGGCCAGCCCUGGGACGUGGCUUCAACACAGGGGUGAUCCUUCUCCUCCUGGACCGCCUGCGCCGCCUGGGCUGGGAGCAGAUGUGGCGCCUGACAGCAGAGAGGGAGCUCAUGAGCAUGCUGUCCACCUCGCUGGCCGAUCAGGACAUCUUUAACGCGGUGAUCAAGCAGGACCCAUCCCUGGUGUACCGGCUCCCCUGCUUCUGGAAUGUGCAGCUUUCUGAUCACACCCGCUCGGAGCAGUGCUACACUGAGCUCUCAGAUCUCAAGGUGAUCCACUGGAACUCACCCAAGAAGCUGCGGGUGAAGAACAAGCACGUGGAGUUCUUCCGCAACCUCUACCUGACCUUCCUGGAGUAUGAUGGUAACCUGCUGCGCAGGGAGCUUUUUGGCUGUGCCAGUCUUCCCAGCCGACCCAGGGACCAGCUGCAGCAGGCGCUGGAGGAGUUGGAUGAGGAUGAUCCCUGCUAUGAUUUCCGUCAGCAACACCUCACGCAGCACCGCAUCCACCUAUUCUUCCUGCAGUAUGAGUUCCUGGCCCUUCCCAACCCCACUGAUGUCACCCUUGUGGCGCAGCUCUCGAUGGACAGGUUACAGAUGUUGGAGGCCAUCUGCAAACACUGGGCAGGCCCCAUCAGCCUGGCGCUGUACAUGUCGGACGCCGAGGCUCAGCAAUUCCUGCGCUAUGCCCAGGCCUCGGAAGUGCUGAGCACGCGCCACAACGUCGCCUACCACAUUGUCUAUAAGGAGGGGCAGUUCUACCCCAUAAACCUCCUGCGCAAUGUGGCUUUGGCCAACACACAGACGCCAUACGUAUUUCUGACAGACAUUGACUUCCUACCUAUGUAUGGCCUCUACGAUUACCUCAGGAACUCCAUCCAGCAGCUGGAGCUGCCACAGAGGAAGGCAGCUCUCAUCGUGCCAGCGUUUGAGACCCUGCACUACCGCCUGACCUUCCCCAAAUCCAAAGCAGAGCUGCUCUCCAUGCUGGACAUGGGCUCCCUCUACACCUUCAGGUACCAUGUGUGGCCAAAAGGCCAUGCCCCCACUGACUACGCCAAGUGGCGGACAGCCACCGUGCCAUACCGCGUGGCGUGGCAGCCAAACUUUGAGCCUUACAUUGUAGUGAGGCGAGACUGCCCCAAGUAUGACCAGAGGUUUGUGGGCUUCGGCUGGAACAAAGUGUCCCACAUCAUGGAGCUGGAUGCACAGGAGUACGAGCUGCUGGUCCUGCCCAAUGCCUUCAUGAUCCACAUGCCUCAUGCCCCCAGCUUUGACAUCUCCAAGUUUCGCCUGAGCGCGGGGUACCGGGGCUGCCUUGAGACGCUGCGGGAGGAGUUCCACCAGGACCUGUCACGGCGAUAUGGGGCGGCUGCGCUCAAAUACCUCACUGCCAAGAGAAGCCUGUGACACCUGGGAACAGAGGGUGCUGGGUACAAGCAGUACCCUGGAGAAGGGAGGGCACAGGGCCUCCCUCCUGGCCCUGUCCACUGCUGCAGCCCAGCCCAAGGGAACAGAGUUGGCGGCACAGUCUCUCCAGCCCAACAAAGGGAUGCCCAUAGAUAAGAUGGAAGAUGUCA